CAUUUUGACAUCUUUGUCAGUUUUUUGUUGUUUAUUUUUACGAAAUUUUAUCUAUUUUCUGUGGUAUAAAUAAACAUGAAUUUAAAAAACGUUUGCUAUGUAUGGGACGAAAAUUUAAUUCAAGAAUGUGAUCGCCUUCCAGCCGUUCCCGGUCGAGCUUCUAUGGUACACAGUUUGAUUACAGCAUAUGGCUUAUUCCAGCACGUUAAAGUGGUCCGAUCGAAAGCUGCGGUUGAAGCAGACUUAAUGAGAUUUCAUUCAGAUUUAUAUUUAAAUCAUUUAAAGACCUUUACAGAAAUAGAUGACGAAUAUAUGACGACUAAUGAGGAUGAAGAGUUAGGCAUUGGAUAUGAUUGUCCACCAGUAUCAAAAAUGACUGAAUUGGUGGCAACUCUAGCUGGAGGGACCAUCACAGCGGCCCGGUGCCUCACUCUAAGUUUAACGAGAACCGUUUUAAACUGGUGUGGAGGAUGGCAUCAUGCAAACAGACAUGGCGCUGAAGGAUUCUGCUAUGUGAAUGACAUAGUACUUGGUAUUGAAUAUUUGAGAGAAAAGUUUCCAAAAGUCCUGUACAUAGACUUAGAUGUACAUCAUGGUAAUGGUGUCCAAGACGCCUACAACCUAAGCAAGUCAGUGUUCACCCUGUCUAUCCAUAAGUUUGAGCCCGGUUUCUACCCAGGAACAGGGAAUAUUGAUGACAUUGGGAACCUGGCAGGCAAGGGCUACUGCAAUGUGCCGCUACAUGCCUGUUAUUCCGAUGAUACUUUGGAGUAUGUGUUUGGAAAGGUAUUCUCAUCAAUACUUGACCACUUCCAUCCGGACGCCAUAGUAGUGCAGUGCGGCGCAGACGCGUUAGCUCUGGAUCCGCACGGCGGCGCGUGCGUCACCGCUCGCGGCUACAGCGCCUGCGUGACCACUGUGUUAGCGGCCGGGAGGCCCACCAUGCUGUUAGGUGGAGGUGGAUACAAUCACGCGAACGCCGCUCGCCUGUGGACGAGUCUCACGGCCCUAGUGGCUGGAGUAUCUCUCGACGAGAACAUUCCAGAACAUACGUACUGGCCGCAGUACGGACCAGACUACACCCUGGCCAUACAACCAACUUUGUCUAAAGACACCAAUAAAACUGUCUACUUAGACGAAUGUGUCGCGAGGAUACAAAGUAAUUUAAGUACACAUUUACAGAAAGAGAAAUUUGACCUUAUGGAAGUGUCACACAAAACCUCGGAAAAUGGCAUAGCAGCCAGGAAAAAUAGGAGAAUAUUCGAAAAUACAAGUAAACCUAAAUUAAAAGCAGAAGAAAAGACGAAUGAUGAUGUCUAUGCGUUUACGGAAUAAAAUAUUACAAAUAAGGA
Molecule: messenger RNA, 1352 nt
Organism: Leguminivora glycinivorella
Lineage: Eukaryota; Metazoa; Arthropoda; Insecta; Lepidoptera; Tortricidae
Product: histone deacetylase 8-like
Molecular function (GO): histone deacetylase activity
Source: RefSeq, a predicted model, not a curated record